Messenger RNA from Zea mays, 1394 nucleotides. RefSeq names its product histone acetyltransferase type B catalytic subunit-like. Gene Ontology annotation, molecular function: histone acetyltransferase activity. NCBI's taxonomy places the organism in Eukaryota, Viridiplantae, Streptophyta, Magnoliopsida, Poales, Poaceae. Gene Ontology annotation, cellular component: nucleus. The transcript has 4 exons. Gene Ontology annotation, biological process: subtelomeric heterochromatin formation. Bases 630 to 989 code for a protein of 119 amino acids. The record is from RefSeq and is a predicted model, not a curated record.
UGUCCAGUCUUCUGUUUGUGGAAUCACUGGCUGGAGUUGGAUGGUAUUAUUCAAACACUUCAUCAGACCGGUCAGUUGCUCUGAUAGUUUAUUGAUCAUAGUGAAUUAAGCUAGAAUUCUGGAUCUCAGUGUUCUUCAAUUUAAGUGUGCAGCCACAAGGAGACCAUCGUCUGGGUGCUCACGCAUGUCGUGCAGCCAGGCAGAAGCAUCAUACUUCUUGUCGUCGUACUGUCACAUUGCUCUGGUUUUUUUGCUUUCCAGUUUGGUACAUCAGGAUAUCAACAAGUGCUCAUGUGCACAUUUGCUUGUAGUACUAAUCAUUUCCACUUUAGUUACAAUGAUCAUCUAAAUCCAUGGUUUUUAUUGCCUAGAGUUGGUAUUGUUUCUUUGGUUUUGCAUUAGUUGCUUGAAAACUGAAAGUAUAUGCAUGAUUCUCUAUUCAUGAGCAUUGCAUUUUGCUGCACAUGAUGGAUUUGUUCGAUGUGUAGGGAUUUUAAGGUAUGUAAAAUAUCUUAACUUUUAAAAGAUGUUAACAAGAACAUAAAAUAGUAAUUAUUAUUUUGAAUUUUAAUGUAUCUUAUCAUAACAUGUUCGCUCCGUAGCAACGCACGGGCAUUCACCUAUUAAGCAUGAUGGCUCAUAUGAAUCAGAUCCUGCAGUUGAGAUUGUUCGAGUUGAACUCCAAGGUGGUGCUGCAUUUCUUUUAUUCUCGUCUGGUACCUCUUGUACUUCUUCUGGUUGAAGGUUCCACGCCUAUAGAUAUUGGAGAACAUGGAUGUGAAAUGCUUCUGGUAGUAAAGAAGGCAACACAAGAGUCUGGUUCAAAAUUUGAACUGCUAGGUUUUGCAGCUGUGCAUAACUUCUAUCAUUAUCCUGAGAGUAUUCGCUUACGAAUCAGCCAGGAUGAUCAAGUUGCUGAGAUCCAGGCUCAAGGAUUAUCUAAGGAUUUUGUGCAGUGGGUUAAUCAAGGAGAGGCAUUUUGGUACUGAUAUUCCAAGAUGGGUGUACCAUGUAAAUUCAAGGCACAUGAUGGUUGCACUUGCAAAAGGGGGGAAAAUAAGGGAGGAGUCUACAUGAUGGCAGUCCAGACCUCAUUUCAAAGCAUAUUAACUCUUAAAGACCAUUGCAAGGAGGGACCAUCAAUGUGCAUGAGAUUGUUUGUCAACCAUCAACAAUUCAGCAUUCUCUUUGCGGUAUACGAAUAUGAUGAUGGGCUGAGUCACACGCACUGUUAGAAGAGUUGUGUAGGGAAGUGUACCAUUCUGUUCAUUUAUUGAAGCUUGCUCACCAGGCUGGUAGAUAGUGCAUUGUUAUUAUUUUUCUUAAAAGGAAUGAAAGAAUUUAGGUAGUUUAUUCUUUUUAAGAUGUACCAUUGUCCAGGCAUCAUCCCCAUC